Messenger RNA from Ochotona princeps (American pika), 2550 nucleotides. RefSeq names its product sec1 family domain containing 2 (gene SCFD2). NCBI's taxonomy places the organism in Eukaryota, Metazoa, Chordata, Mammalia, Lagomorpha, Ochotonidae. Bases 132 to 2186 code for a protein of 684 amino acids. Gene Ontology annotation, biological process: intracellular protein transport; vesicle-mediated transport. The transcript is spliced from 9 exons. The record is from RefSeq and is a predicted model, not a curated record.
CGCGGGCGGGUCCGGCGCAAGACCACGUGUACAGUGUUGAUGGUCAGCGUCUGGCAGUCCGCUAACCGGAAGCAGUGACUUGAAAGGAAACUUUCCCCACCUGUGGUCCCCGAGUGGGCUUCGCCCAGAGCAUGAGUGCCCCGGGCGUGCUGUCCUUCACCCAGCAGGGCUGGGAGCAGGUGCUGGCCAAGGUGAAACGGGCCGUGGUCUACCUGGAUGCCGCCUGCGCCGAGAGCCUGCACUGGGGCUGCGGCGCCUCGCGGCUGCUGGACGCCGUGGGCGCUCCCGCGUGCCACCUGCGGGAGUUCGGGAGCCACGCGGCCGGCGGCGGCGUCCAGCAGCCCAAGGCGGUGUUCGUGCUGAGCUGCCUGCUCAAGGGCCGGAGCGUGGAGACGCUGCGGGACAUCGUGCGCCGCAGCCACUUCCAGUACUGUGUGGUGGUCACCGCCGUGAGCCACGCCGUUCACCUCACGGCCAACCACGUGCCGGCCGCGGCGGCCGCCGAGCUGGAGGGUCAGCAGCCCGUGUUCGAGCAGCUGGAGGAGAAGCUGUGCGAGUGGAUGGGCAGCAUGAACUACACGGCCGAGGUGCUGCACGCGCCGCUGCUGCUGGCCCCGGUCGCGGCGCACCUGGCCUGCACGCCGGCCUUCGCGUCUCUGUUCCCGCUGCUGCCGCGGGACGUGCGUCUCCUCCACGGUGGCCGACCGGACAAGAGGCGGCUGGGCAGCCUGGCCGAGCUGGACGCCGCCGCCCUGCCGGCCGAGCUGCAGCUGCAGAUUAGGUGCCUGGUGUCCGGCCUCAGCUCGCUGUGUGAGCACCUGGGAGUCCGCGAGGAGUGCUUUGCCGUGGGCAGCGUCAGCCGAGUCAUUGCUGCCGAUCUGGCCAACUUUGCCCCUGCCAAGAACAGGAGGAAGACUGCCGCGGGCAGGGCGUCCGUGGUCUUUGUGGACAGAACGCUGGAUCUCACAGGUGCCGUGGGACAUCAUGGAGACAACUUGGUGGAGAAGAUCAUCUCGGUGCUUCCCCAGCUGCCUGGCCACACGAAUGAUGUGAUGGUUGACAUGGUGGAGCUCACGGCGCUGCAGGCUGCUGGAGGUGGGCAGAACGUGGUUGCACCGGGCUGCCUCGCACAAGCCGAUGACGCCGCUGCCAGAGCCCUGUGGGACACCUUACUGAACACCAGGCACAAAGAGGCAGUGAUGGAAGUGCGGAGACAUCUAGUGGAAGCAGCCAGCAGAGAAAACCUGCCAAUCAAGAUGAGCAUGGGGCGAGUUACUGCUGCACAGCUCACUGCCUACAUCCAGCUCUUCAAGAACAACAUGCAGGCCAUGAGCAAGCACUGCGGGCUCCUCCAGCUGGGGCUGGCCACGGCACAGACCCUGUCGCACCCACACACUGCCAAGUGGGACAAUUUCCUGGCCUUUGAGCGGCUCCUUCUCCAGAGCCUCGGGGAGUCGGCGCCGGCUGCGGUGCUCGGCCAGCUGCUGCCCCUGGUGAAGCCGGCCUCCCAGCGGAGCCACGGUGACUAUGGCCCCGAGGAGCUGCUCGUCCUCCUCCUCUACAUCUACUCCGUCACGGGAGAGCAUGCCGCUGACCGGGCCCUGGAGGAGGCCGAGGAGCAAGUGAAGAAAGCUCUGGCCCAGGCCUUGUGUGAGGAGGCCGAGCUGUCCCCUUUGCUGCAGAAGAUCACAGGCUGCGACUCCCCAGUUCACCUGACGCCACACAAGUCCAAGGCGGCCGUGGACGAGCUCUUUGCCACACUGCGGGACGUGGCCGGGGCAAGGCGUCUCAUGAAGCAAUUCAAGUCUGUCCAUGUCCCUGGAAGUCACGCCCAUCAGGCAUCCUACCGGCCGCUGCUGAAGCAGGUGGUGGAGGAGAUCUUCCAUCCCGAGAAGCAGGAACACACGGACAUUGAGCACGUGUCAUCGGGCCUCACCGACCUCCUGAAAACGGGGUUCAGCAUGUUCAUGAAGGUGAGCCGGCCGCACCCCAACGACCACCCCCUCCUGAUCCUCUUCGUGGUGGGAGGCGUCACAGUCUCCGAGGCCAAAAUGGUCAAAGACCUGGUGGCGUCCCUGAAGCCCGGACACCAGGUGAUCGUGUUGUCCACACGGCUCCUGAAGCCUCUGAGCAUUCCUGAGUUGUUGUUUGCAACCGACCGGCUGCACCCAGACCUUGGCAUCUGACCUCUGCAAGGGAGACGGGGCAGCCCAAGCCGCAGGCACCACCACCACCGUCGCCGCUGCUAACUGGGCUUGGCCAAGUUUGCUGGAAGCUACGCAGCGAGGGACUUCGCUCAGAUGAUUCAAAUUAUAUUAUAAAUAACAACAGCAAAAAAGUACUCCUUUUUCCAAAGAUGCCAGGCUUUCCUUCAGCCGCAUUCACCAUCACUCCAUUAUCCUCUGUCUGUGAAUCUUGCCCGCUCCACCUCCGAGGUCCUGACGUCAGUUAGAGUCUGUUGCCCACCGCUGUCUGUAGCAGCAGUCGCUCCGGGAGAGGUCAGACCUGCUGUAAACUGACUGUGAGCCCAGUCAGCCUCCCCUGCAGCCA